This is a messenger RNA of Heterocephalus glaber (naked mole-rat), 1451 nucleotides long. The record is from RefSeq and is a predicted model, not a curated record. Lineage: Eukaryota; Metazoa; Chordata; Mammalia; Rodentia; Bathyergidae.
GGAUGUGAAAAGCCUGCAAUUUAUAAUUCUGAUAAUUCUAAAGAAAAUGGUUUUAGUGAUCAAGCAAAACAGAGAGAUAAUCACAAACUUCAGACCACUAAUAUUUCAUCAUUUAGUCGGAGCCACAUUCAGACAAGCGGUGGUAGAGGACCAGUUAAAUUAAGCCACAAUGAUCAAAGGGAAAAGAUGAAAGACAUUUCCCGAGAAUGUGCUCUGAAAGCCAUUGAACAGAAAAACUUACUUUCUUUACAAAGAAGAGAUUUAGAAAAGGGACAAAGGAAAGAUGUAGGCCGACAUAAAGAUUUAGUUGACGAAAACCUCCCACAUUUCAAGUCUGGAUCACCUCCUGCCCCAAAUAGCUUUAGACAAUAUGAGAAUCCACAUCUAUAUCACAGUCAAGGAAGAGGACCCUAUAAAUAUGACCGAAUUUCCCAUCAGAGUCAAGCUUCUGGACAAGUAACAACUUCAGGCAAAUCUCAGAUUCUUGUUCCAGGAGAGAAAAUAACAGGCAAAGUUAAGAAUGACAUUGGCACUGGAUAUGAUACAGACAGUAGCCAAGAUUCUAGGGAUAAAGGAAGUGGCUGUAACAGCAACAGUAAAAGCCGGAACCGAGGUUGGAAACCUAUGAGAGAAACAUUAAAUGUCGAUAGUGUUUUUAGUGAAAGUGAAAAAAGGCAACAUAGUCCAAGACAUAAGUCAAAUGGCAGUAACAAACCUAAAGGAAGGAAGGAUCAGAGUUUUAGUAACUGGCCAAAAGAGAAUCCAAGGCAGAAAGGUUUAAUAACCAUAUAUGAAGAUGAAAUGAAACAGGAAAUAGGAAGCAGAAGUUCCCUUGAAUCUAAUGGAAAAGGAGCAGAGAAAAAUAAAGGCGUCAUAGAGAGUAAAGUUCAGGGUGAAAACUGGCAGAUGCAGAGGACCGAAUCUGGAUAUGAAAGCAGUGAUCACAUCAGUAAUGGAUCUGCCAGUUUGGACUCACCUGUUAUUGAUGGAAAUGAUACAGUAACGGAUGUCUGUGGUGAUAAAGAACUGGUAUCUUUCAGGUAAUACACAAAUUGAAUGAAUGAUUUUCUCCUCACAUUCCUCUCUAUUUGAAUUUUCAAAGUUUGGGGUCAACCAUAGAAAAGAUUAUUAAAGAAACCUAAGCUAUCACAGUUUUUAGUUAUUUCCUGACUUCAAAAAUAACAUCUAUUUAUUUUUAGGAAAUUUGGAAAGUAAGAAGUCCAUGGCCAUUGUUUCUGUCACUGUCAAUUAUUGAUUUCUACUACAGGUUUUUAAAGUAUAGACUUAAAUUGGCUUCACCUCUGUUAAUAAGCUGAUUGUUUAAUUCUUCAAUCUGUAUGAACCUCAUUAUCUCAUUGCUAUCAUUUUAACUCUGAACUGGAGCUGUUUUCUGCUGUUACAAUCCAGUGCCCUGGAAGAGAUAUUUUCCCUUUAGCAAAUAUUUAAAUAAA